This is a messenger RNA of Umbelopsis ramanniana AG, 2394 nucleotides long. RefSeq lists its product as uncharacterized. Gene Ontology annotation, molecular function: fatty acid binding; FAD binding; acyl-CoA oxidase activity. The coding region runs from base 92 to 2143 and encodes 683 amino acids. The transcript is spliced from 11 exons. Gene Ontology annotation, cellular component: peroxisome. Gene Ontology annotation, biological process: fatty acid beta-oxidation using acyl-CoA oxidase; lipid homeostasis. The record is from RefSeq and is a predicted model, not a curated record. NCBI's taxonomy places the organism in Eukaryota, Fungi, Mucoromycota, Umbelopsidomycetes, Umbelopsidales, Umbelopsidaceae.
UGGGAAGUUCACACUAUGAAAUGAGCUUAAAACCUUCCUCCCCAUCUAUUCUAUUCUCCAACAACUCUUUCUUCUCACCCGUCAAUUAACUAUGGUAAAGGAUUCUCAACUCGACCAAAUGGCAGCCGACAUGUCGCUGGCACGACAACGGCCUUCUUUCGACGUCAAGCUUAUGUCGACCUUCCUCGUGGGUGACGAGGAGAGCUUUAAAGAGCGCGAAGAGGGAAGAGCUAUUUUGGAGAACGAGCCUCUAUUUGACAAAGAGCCGUUGGUUUUCAUGAGCAGAGAGGAGCGCCUUCGUCAUGGUAUUAAAGUAGCAACAAGACUCAUCGAAUUGUGGGAGGAGCAUGCCUGGUCCCCAGAUCAGUUUGCCGCUGCGGUUAAGAAUGUCGACAUGAUGACACCUGUAACUUUGCACUACGGAGCGUUUAUUCCGGUCAUAUUGAAUCAGGGAACCGACGAACAAGUACAAGAGUGGAUAGGAGCGGCUCUUAGUCAUACUAUCAUCGGAUGCUAUGCGCAAACAGAAUUAGGUCAUGGAUCUAAUGUUGGUGGGUUGAUGACCACAGCCACUUUUGAUAAACAUUCAGAUGAAUUCGUUUUGCACAGUCCUUCUUUGGCCGCUGCCAAAUGGUGGAUUGGUGGUUUAGGCGUGAUGUCUACUCAUGCUGUUGUCCAAGCUCAAUUGAUCAUUGAUGGCAAAAAUUAUGGUCCUCAUAUUUUUGUUGCACCCAUACGAUCUCUCGAAAAUCACAAGCCACUUCCCAAUAUCUUGGUCGGAGACAUUGGACCAAAGGCUUAUGGUGGAUUUUCUAGUAUGGACAAUGGCUAUCUACUAUUCAAGGAACACAGAAUACCACGAAAAAAUAUGUUGAUGAAGUUUGCAAAGGUUGACAAAAAUGGUGUAUAUCGUCCUCCUGUGCACUCCAAGCUCUCUUAUGGUAGUAUGGUCAAGCUCAGAGCCGGUAUGGUUUCCGAAGCUGGCUGGAAGUUGGGCCAGGCUGCCACUGUGGCCAUUCGUUAUUGCACUGUUCGCAGACAAUUCCAGCCUGCCAAUUUGAACAAAGCUGAUGCUCCUACCGAUGCACCCGAGUCACAAGUUAUCAGCUAUUCUGGCCUCCAGCACAGACUGUUUCCUCUCAUUUCAGUAGCCUAUGGCCUCAUCAUCACUGGAUUUUCCGUUAAUAGACUUUUCGAUGAAAUGACAGAGCAGCUCGCCAGCGAAAAUGCCACCCUUCUUCCCCAAGUUCACGUUCUCACCUGCGGAUUGAAGAGCUGGGGUACUCGUAGAUCUUGCGAUGGUAUUGAAGAAUGUCGUAAGGCGAUGGGCGGUCAUGGCUAUUCGGCAUUCAGCGGUCUCUCUGAUUUAUUCGCUUCCUAUAUUCCCUCCAAUACUUAUGAAGGUGACAACUGGAUUCUUACUCAGCAAGUCGCACGUUUUUUGGUGAAAGAGCUUGGAAGAUUAGCCAAUGGAAAAGAAAUUUCUGCCAGUACAAGCUAUCUCGCCCGCCUCGCCAGUGGUGAUACCAGCAGCUCAUUCAGAGUUUCCAAGGUAGAACAGCUAACUGACUUGAACGUUCAAGUCGACUUGUUUGCCACAAGAGCCGCUCGUGUUGCUUUCGAGCUUGGUCAAGCAUUGCAGUCCGGCAGGGCUUGGUCAGAUCUCAACGUGGAGUGUUGGAAUGCCAGCGUUGCUCAUACCGAGUACACAGUCAUGAGAGCCUUUGCUGACAAAGUAGAAGAGGUCAAGAAGGAUCAGUUUGCUCCUAUCCACGACACCUUGAAGAUGCUUUGCGAUCUGUUUGCCGUCUCCAACAUUGUCGGCGUUUCACAAGCUUCUUUUCUGGCUACGCAGACCGUUCAUGCCGCUGAUCUUCCCGUCAUCAAUGAGCUUUAUCGCUCCUUGUUGCACCGUAUCUCCAAGCAAGCUAUUCCCUUGACAGACGCCUUUGGUUUUAGCGACAAGAAUUUGGGAAGUGCUCUUGGUAGACAUGACGGAAGAGCUUAUGAAGCUCUUUGGGAAGCUGUACAAAAGAAUCCUAUUAACCAGGAGAAGUGGCAACAGGAAACCUAUGAGACUAUUAUCAAGAAACUACUUCAUAGAAAUAAUAGCGCCGAACCUGUAGAAAAGGCUAAAUUGUAAUUUAUCGAUAGCUUAUCAUUAAGGAUAUCGUGGUGGUAUUGCCAUAUGCAUUAAUGUAUACCUGAAACUCUAUUGAACAAAUAAGAUACACUGUGUUCUGGAAUAAAACAUAGUCAAAACUCAAUCAGGGCAUGAAGAAAAAAGACAGAAAUGAAAGGGUACAAUUGAGCAACAAAAUAAAAGCAAAUUCUACAUAUAUAUAUGAGUGAUCUAGAUGUGUGCAAUGUAAUAUCUAUAUCGUGGCCAUAGAA